AUGUCUGCCACGACGACUGCGCCGAGCGCCGCCUCGCUCUCGUCCUCGCCCUCGCCCACCAACACCGGCUCUUCGGGGGGCAGCGGUCCCACCAGUUCACCUCUUCUGUUCUUUGUCGCCCUGGGUUUCGGUGUCGUCUUUACGAACCUCUGGAUCAUUGUCGGCGUCAAGUAUUGCUUCCGCUACAACCAACGCAAUCGCCAACGCGCACUCGGCGAAGAUGGCAACCCAAUCGAUCUCAUGGCAAUGCCCCGUCCCCACAGACGUCGCAGAGAAAAGAAGCUCAUGACCAUGGACGACGUCAACGAUCGCUUCCCGCUCACAAAGUACAAGAUCUGGAGAGCCUCGCGCGAGGCUAACGGCCUGUCCACUGCUGGCGGUGUCAGUGCCGCUCCGAGUCGCGCUCCCAGCAUCAGACACUCUACACCAACAGAUACCCCCGCUUCUCCCCGUACCACUCUCGAACUGGCCCAGCAACAUCAUGCCACGGCCACUACCGCCGCCUCCUCCGCCGCCCCUGUCACUACUUACGACAAGGUUCCGCUAGAGAAGACCGAGACUGUGGCAUCCUCGAUCCACGAACACGAUCACGAGUCCGACGACGAAGACGAUCCCAUCCGCACCGCUGCCCCACCUGAGAUGGUUGCACCUCCGGGAGACACAUGUGCCAUCUGUCUGGAUAACCUCGAGGAUGAUGACGACGUCCGCGGUCUUAGCUGCGGCCACGCCUUCCAUGCUGCUUGCCUUGAUCCUUGGCUCACUUCCCGCCGUGCUUGUUGUCCCUUGUGCAAGGCCGACUACUACGUUCCAAAGCCUCGUGCUGCCGACGACGCUGAUGACACUGGUCGUAGGGAGCGCGGCAUGCGUAUGCCUCAAGGUCCUGCCGCCGCUUGGAUCGGCGCUCGCAGAUCAGCCAACACGGGCAGGAGGCGUAUGAUGCUUGCCGGCCCACGCUUCAUGAACGCUGAGCCCCAUACCGAUCAGCAUGGCUCUCCGCACGUCGUACAUCGAGGUCCGGCUCCAGGAGCGGGAGUCCGAUCCGACGCUCAAGGUGGCUGGCUCAGCAGAUUGCCUCGAUUGUCAAACCCUCUACGACGUGGCAACGUCUCCAACACGGCGCAUGCCAACACCACUCCUACACCUGGUGAUCUGGAAGCUGGUACUUCGAGAUAG
This is a messenger RNA of Aureobasidium subglaciale EXF-2481, 1173 nucleotides long. RefSeq lists its product as uncharacterized. Lineage: Eukaryota; Fungi; Ascomycota; Dothideomycetes; Dothideales; Saccotheciaceae. Gene Ontology annotation, cellular component: cytoplasm. The record is from RefSeq and is a predicted model, not a curated record. Gene Ontology annotation, molecular function: ubiquitin protein ligase activity. Bases 1 to 1173 code for a protein of 390 amino acids. Gene Ontology annotation, biological process: ubiquitin-dependent protein catabolic process. The transcript has 2 exons.